Molecule: messenger RNA, 3375 nt
Organism: Folsomia candida
Lineage: Eukaryota; Metazoa; Arthropoda; Collembola; Entomobryomorpha; Isotomidae
Exons: 1
Coding region: 1-3375 (1124 amino acids)
Biological process (GO): DNA repair; telomere maintenance
Molecular function (GO): DNA helicase activity
Source: RefSeq, a predicted model, not a curated record
AUGACGUAUCCUCUUCUGCAUCCAUUCGGAGAUCCAGGUUGGUCGCCUGAGCUGAAGCACAUCAGCGGCAACAAUAAAAGAGUGUCUCAAAUGGAAUACUACGGCUAUCGUUUCGCUGUCCGGAAUUCAUUCAAUCCAUUUCUAAGCGCUGGGAAGCUUAUGCAGCAAUAUUUCGUGGACGCUUAUGUCAAGACAGAAGGAAAUCGUCUCAAUUUUAUCAAGAUGAAUCAGUCGAAGCUGAGAGCGGAAACGUACAAAUGUCUUGCUGAUUAUCUCCAAUCAAAUGCGGGUGGUAUUUACCCGGGGAAGGCUAUCAUUUUACCAUCAUCGUUUCAAGGCAGUCCAAGAAAUAUGCAGCAACAUUAUCAAGAUGCAAUGGCCAUUGUUCGAAGAUAUGGGAAACCCGACCUCUUUGUUACCAUGACUUGCAAUCCGAAAUGGAAGGAGAUUCAGGAAAAUUUGGAACCCAAUCAAAGGGCAGAAAACCGCCCGGACUUGGUUUCUCGAGUGUUCCAUAUCAAAUUGAGUGAGCUGUUAGAUGAUAUCGGAAAGCGCCAUGCUCUUGGGAAGCAAAAGGCAAAAAUUCACGUCAUCGAAUUUCAAAAACGAGGCCUUCCCCACGCUCACAUUUUAAUAAUUUUGAGGCAUGAGGAUAAACCAUCGACUGAUGAUAAAAUUGACAAGUUAGUGUGCGCGGAAAUUCCAGAUCCAGUGUGUCAUCCAAAACUUCAUGCUAUGGUUACCCACCAUAUGAUUCACGGCCCUUGCGGGAGCCACAAUAUGCGCAGCCCAUGCAUGGACGGUGAGAGCUGUACCAAGGACUUUCCGAAGAACUUUUCGCCCGAAACAAUCGCCAGUAUUGGAGGCUACCUGAGAUACAGAAGAAGGGAAAAUGGGGUCACCGCAACGGUGGGACAAAAAACCAUCAACAACCAAUGGGUCGUCCCUUAUAAUCCUUCUCUGCUGCUUAAAUACAACUGCCACAUCAACAUAGAAGUUUGUGCUACAAUUAAAAGUGUAAAAUAUUUAUUCAAGUACGUGUACAAAGGGCAUGACUGUGCAAAUGUUGAGAUUCGUGAGAAUGCUAAUCAACACGAUGAAGUGAAGUCCUUUCUUGAUGCUAGAUAUGUCAGUCCUCCAGAAGCUGCGUGGCGGUUGUUCGGGUACCGAAUGCACCAGCAAACACACACGGUUUGCAGACUGCAAGUCCAUCUCCCUAACGAGCAGAUGAUUGUUUUUCAAAAAGACAGUAUAUCAUCAGCUGUUAGGAACGCCGCAGCUACAGACACAACUCUCACAGCUUGGUUUAAGUUGAAUCAGGUUGACGCGGAUGCAAGAAAUUUCUUCUAUUUUGAAAUCCCGGAGCAUUAUAUCUUUGAAAACUUGGCGACCCAGGACGUGAAUGCAAUUAAAAAGAAAAUCUGGAGAAAAAGGAGGAACCGCCGUGGUGAAAAAACCAUCGGCCGAAUGUAUACGGUCAGCUUCUCAGAAACCGAGCGUUAUUGCCUACGAAUGCUUCUCCGCCACAAGAAAGGUGUUACGUCAUUUGAGGAUUUAAGAACAAUCAAUGGAACCAUCCACAAUAACUUUCAACAAGCUGCUGCUGCUAUGGGAUUAUUAGAUAGUGACGAAAUAUGGGAAGACCCCUUGGACGAUGCGGUGAUACCUGGAAUGCCAUAUCAAUUGCGCCAGUUGUUUGCCCUAAUAUGCAUUUUUGCCUGCCCAAUGAAUAUUGUUUCUCUUUGGGAAAAGUAUAAAGUCUCAUUGAUGGAAGACUUUUCUCACCGCCACAGCCAUCCAGAAGACUGUCAGCAUUGUAUGAACUUGGCUCUUCGUGACAUCCAAGAGACCCUUGCGAUUCAUGGAAAAUUCUGUAAUGACUUUGGCCUCCCGAAACCAAGACCAGUCGGCUUAGGGGCACCCAUCACCUUUAAUCCUUUGGAGCAAGAGUUGCUUGGGUUGGAAAUGUCCCGUAACUUAAAUGCUGAACAACUCGCGGCCUUCAAGUUAAUUUGUGACUCCAUAGUUGACCCUGCAGAGAAAUCUAAGUGCUAUUUUAUUGAUGGGCCCGGUGGGAGUGGAAAAACUGAUUUGUAUAAGACUUUGAUCAGCACAUUGCGAGGGGACAACAAGAUCGUUCUUUUAACAGCUUCCACUGGCAUUGCUGCGAAUCUCUUACCAAAUGGGCGAACUUAUCACUCUCAAUACAAACUGCCUGUCCCAUUGGUAGAAAAUUCUGUAUCAUCAAUGCGCCUUACCUCUGCUGAUGCUAGACAAAUAAAAGCAGCAGAUUUGUUAAUUUGGGACGAGUCGACCAUGGCUCCCAAGUACGCAUUAUCAGGUAUAGAUCGCCUUCUUAAAGAAAUCACGAAGAAGGAUAUUCCUUUCGGUGGAAAAGUCUUGCUGGUUGGUGGCGAUUUUCGACAAACACUUCCAGUGGUGCUCAAAGGAUCAAGAUCAGCAAUUGUCGAAAGUUCCAUUAAAUUCAGCAAUCACUGGGAUAAAUUUGCUAAGCUGACCUUGGUCCAGAAUGGUAGGUCCGUUGACCCCGAAUAUAGCGAAUGGCUGCUGAAGUUGGGAAAUGGCGAGCUGCUAAACUCGGACAAUCUUCCCGACGAUUUUGUGGAAAUUCCUCCGGCAAUGAUUGCUGACAAGUCCAUCGUCCAAGAAAUCUUUGGUGAAAAACUAGGGACUUUUGAGGACGUCAUGAAUGUGUCCAACCGUGCAAUACUGUGUCCCAAAAAUGAGGAUGCCCAUAAGAUCAAUCGGGAAGUUUUGGAUAUCCUAGAAGGCGAGGAAGCGUCAUAUCUAAGUGUGGACUCCAUUGAAGAUGGGACAGAACAAGACGCCGUUUUUUAUCCGACGGAAUUUUUGAAUGGCCUCCACCCUUCAGGCAUGCCACCUCAUAUCUUACGACUCAAGGUUGGUGCUGUAAUCAUGUUAUUGAGGAAUCUAAACACCAAGCGUGGGCUAUGCAAUGGCACUCGCCUCAUUGUAACAAAACUGCAAGUGAACUUAAUCACUGCCCAAGUCUUAACUGGUUCUGCCGCCGGCCAAUCAGUAUUUAUCCCAAGGAUUCAACUAGCCCCUAUAAACCCUGAAAUACCGUUUGUCCUCCGACGGCGGCAAUUUCCUGUGAAUCUUGCAUUUGCUGUGACCAUCAACAAGUCUCAAGGCCAGACAAUGGAUUUGGUUGGAAUUUAUUUACCCGAACCCGUUUUUAGCCAUGGCCAACUUUACGUCGCUUUUUCAAGAGUUCGUCGUUCCUGUGACGUGAAAGUUGUAAUUGUGGAUGGCGUAAAACAAGGGAAGUUAGUUAGAGGUGUUGACAAAGUAUUUACCAGAAAUGUUGUUGAUAAGGAGGUGUUAGGUUAG